This is a messenger RNA of Macrosteles quadrilineatus (aster leafhopper), 2711 nucleotides long. Its product is annotated as tyrosine aminotransferase-like. Gene Ontology annotation, molecular function: pyridoxal phosphate binding; L-tyrosine:2-oxoglutarate transaminase activity. NCBI's taxonomy places the organism in Eukaryota, Metazoa, Arthropoda, Insecta, Hemiptera, Cicadellidae. Gene Ontology annotation, biological process: aromatic amino acid metabolic process; biosynthetic process. The record is from RefSeq and is a predicted model, not a curated record. The transcript is spliced from 11 exons.
AUGGUUCCCGCCAGAAGUGGUGUUGAGAUGUCCGUUCCUGCCAAACCGUGGUCCGUGUGCGCUAGCAGUAUCGCGCGCAACACGCACAACCCUAUACGCGCCAUUGUGGAGGGGUUGCACAUACAACCGCAUCCCGACAAGCAAAUGAUCGCGCUGUCAAUAGGUGACCCAACGGUAUUCGGGAACUUACUUCCGCCGACGGAGGUAAUAGAGGCAGUGGAGGAGAGUCUACAUAGUCAGAGAUACAACGGGUACGCUCCUGCAUCAGGAUACCAGGAAGCAAAACAGGCUGUUGCUGAUUAUUCCUCUCAUUCAGGCCUGACUAUUAAACCUGAGGAUGUAGUGCUGUGCAGUGGGUGUUCCAGUGCUAUAGACCUGUGUAUAACAGUGUUGGCCAACCCAGGCCAGACUAUCCUGGUGCCUUGUCCAGGCUUCUCCAUCUACCGCACCUUGGCCGAGGGUCUGGGCAUCAACGUCAAGACUUACAAAUUGCUGCCAGAUCGCAACUGGGAGAUAGACACACAAGACUUGGAGAGACAGAUAGACCGAGACACAGUGGCUAUUGUGGUCAACAACCCGUCAAACCCGUGCGGAUCUGUCUACUCAGUGCAACAUCUGGAGUCAGUGCUGCGAGUGGCAGAGCGGCAGAGGGUACCUAUCAUAGCAGACGAGAUCUACGAACAUCUGGUUUUCCCUGGCAACAAAUACCAUCCACUGGCCUCCCUUGGUAGUAAUGUACCAAUAUUGUCUUGCAGUGGACUCACCAAAAGAUUUUUGAUUCCUGGGUGGAGAAUGGGCUGGAUAAUCAUCCAUGAUCGACAACAGAUCUUCGGACAAGAGAUUCGCCGAGGCCUCCAGAACUUGAGUAUGAGGACCAUUGGCAGCAACACUCUGGUCCAGGGAGCUCUGCCUCGGAUACUCAAACACACUCCCCAACAGUUCUUUGACAAGACAAUAAAAACGAUACAUACACAUGCUACGAUUGCUUUUAAGAUGUUGUCCGAAGUUCCUGGAAUACAACCUACUAUGCCUCAGGGUGCAAUGUAUAUGAUGGUGAGUUGAGUAAACCUGUGUCAGUUUCCAUUGAUUUCUUCAACCCUCGAAUUUGUGGAGAAAUUAGUAUCUGAAGAGUCGGUGUUUUGUUUACCAGGAGAGUGUUUUGGAUAUCCCGGUUACAUACGGCUAGUUCUGACUGUUCCACAACCACAGAUUAUUGAGGCUUGCCAUCGUAUUCAAAUGUUCUGCACCAGACACAUCAAUGAGAAAAGGGAAAUUGUCUUAUUCCACCCAUCGUUUAGUCUUCUGCGGCAACCAACCUCUGCCUGAGAAUACCCAUGUAAUAUACCGGUAUGAGGUUGAUAUAUUUCUUGAAAUUGAAAUUAGUUUUCAAGGACACCCCGGUAUGGUUGGCGAUUAAGUUACUGUUUUGCCGCAGUUAAUACCUCUUUUAGAGAAUGAUUUUUUUGCUAUGAAAGUAGUUGAAUUGCAUUAUUUACUGAUGGGGAUUUAUUUAGUGAAUCACCAAGUUGACGUUGUUUUUCUUUGGUUUGUGACAAACAUUAUCAUUACAAAUAAUGUACAUUACAGUACAUUACAAAUGUAUGCCUUUAGCACAUUUUUCAUAAUUUAAUACCUUUUUUGUUAUUCCUAUGAUUUAAGAUAAUUAUGGAGACGAGAAAAUGAAGAGGGGUAAAACUGAUGAAAGUAAAAAGUAUAAAAUUCAGAAUCUGCUUAUACUGUUUAUCACACAAAAUAUGUAGAAAUGACAAUUUAAACUCCAUUGUAUAAAUAGUUCUCCAAUGAUUAGGAUGGGGAUACAGCUAUACUCUGAACUUACUUUCUCUCUUCCUAGGACUUGUAUUUGGUAUAAAAGUUUCUUGCUAAGUUAGGUAUCUAUAAAAAUACAUUCUGAAAACUUGUGAUUUCUAUCUCGUACAACUUAGGUUAAUUUAUCUGAGGAAAAUAUUGUAGCCUGAAGUUUAAAUUUUGGACUAUUUUAACCCCAAGCAUUACUUUAAUUUGGUUUUUGCAAUCAAGUAUUAAAUGUUUAAGUAUAUUUAUUUUAUAAAAAUAAAACAUAUUUAUCUGCCAUAAUGAAUGCUAUAAGCUAGUUGAAUCUAAUUAAUUUUUUAACAUAAAAUUAGUACAGUAUUCAUAUUUGAGAUGUAAUAACUUGCUGUAGUUUGGGUUGAAGCUGCUAGAACAAGUAGAUUCUGUAUAAGUUAGUGACAAUUAAUAUUGUCAGUGUGCUUUAAAAAUAUGUUGAUUGAUAUUGUUUUACCUUUCAAUUAGGAAAUGCAAAAAUUUACUUUUCAACAUUUGCAUUGUUUGUUGUGCUAAAAUGUUUAACUGAAAUAAAGUCAAGUGUGAUUGAACUCCUCACUCUGAGCUUAUUAAUGUAUUAUGUAUUGUGAUAUAUUUAAACCAAAUUUUAUUAAGGAUUUGUAUUAAUUGUGUGUCAUUUAGUCUGUAUUAGAUUACAUAAGAAGAAUUUAGCAUUGUAAAUACAGUAUAAAUGUACAGAACUAGGAUAAUAGGGUGUUUUUAAUUUAAAAAGAAUAUGUGUUUAAAAAAACAUGCAUACUAGUGCAAUCAUUUGGAGUAAGCAGAGUAAUUUUUAUAAUGUGAUUUAGUUGAUAAGUUUAUUUUACAAUAAAUGUACUGGAACAUGAAUUGAAAACAUCAACAAUAAAAUAAUUUAAGGUGUGAAA